AUGGCAGCAGCUUCGUCGUCGUCUCUGCGCGUCCCGGCGCCGCAGCGGGCCGUGACCGUCGUCGUCGCGCUCCUCCUCGUCCUCGUGCUCCUCCGCGCGCCGUGCGGCGGCGCUAGCAGGCCGGUGCGCGAGGGGACGAGUAACGGUGGUGCAGCUACUGUUGCGCGGGUGCGAGCGCUCGACGGCGGUCACCACCGGGCGAGGGAGAGCGUGGCCACGGCGGCGGCGGGCGCACGCCGGGCGACGACGGUCGGCGGCGGCGCUCCCACCCCGCCUUCCGGCCCGUCGCAGAACCACAACUGA
Molecule: messenger RNA, 303 nt
Organism: Miscanthus lutarioriparius
Lineage: Eukaryota; Viridiplantae; Streptophyta; Magnoliopsida; Poales; Poaceae
Source: the annotation of a GenBank genome assembly